AUGGGAGCAUGGAAUCUAGGAGGUCAGCAACCUGCUGGUGGACAAGGUUUUCAACCUGGUUACCCAGGUGGAGGUUUUCCAGGUCAAGCGCCGGGUUAUUGUGCUCCGGGACAAUUUGGCUAUCCUGGCGGUGGUGCUGAUGCUUACCCAGGCUAUGGUGGAGGAUAUCAACCAGGUUGUCCUCAACCGGGAAUGCAAAUGGGUGGGUAUCCAGGACCUGCACCUAUGGGGCAGGGUGCCGCUCCCAUGGGAGGCCCUGGUUACAUGGGGGGUCCUGGUCCCAUGGGAGGCCCUGGUCAUAUGNUAAGUUUGCAUGGCCAAAUCACAUUUCGUUUUCAAGCGCGUUUUUUUGCUCUUCGCUGGAAUAUUAAAACAAAAUUAAACCCGACGCUGAAACCGUUCCCCGGUUUCAAUGCGGAGCAGGAUUGUCAGAGAUUGCGAAAAGCCAUGAAAGGUUUGGGCACGGACGAGAAGGCUAUCAUCGAGGUGAUGGGUCACCGGACCGCGAGUCAGCGUGUGGAGAUAGUGCGGCAGUUCAAAACCAUGUAUGGCAAAGAUCUAAUCAGCGAGCUCAAGUCUGAGCUGACCGGUCACUUCGAGGAUGCUAUCAUAGCUCUGUGCUUCUCCCCGGAAGACUUCGAUGCACGGGAGUUACGUCGAGCUAUGAAAGGCGCUGGAACGGAUGAAGAUACACUAAUUGAGAUAUUGGCAUCGCGUAACAACGAGCAAAUACGGAAAAUCAAAGAGGCAUACCACAGGAUGUUUGUUCAUUUUUUCAUGGCCACCAUUAUAAUAUGUGAACAAUAG
Molecule: messenger RNA, 807 nt
Organism: Echinostoma caproni
Lineage: Eukaryota; Metazoa; Platyhelminthes; Trematoda; Plagiorchiida; Echinostomatidae
Source: the annotation of a GenBank genome assembly